AUGGCCUCCAAGACCUGGAAUGUCGGAGUGGUGGGGUACGGCUUCAGUGCCAAAAUUUUCCACAUCCCCUUCGUCCAGGAAGUUCCCCAGCUUAAGCUCUACGCUGUCGUCCAGCGUACCCCCAAGCCCGAGGAUGAUGCCGAGAAGGACCACCCCGGCGUCAAGUCCUACCGCACGACCGAGGACCUGGUCAAGGAUGACGGCGUGGAUGUGGUGAUCAUCACGACUGCCCCCGACUCGCAUUUCGACCUGGCGAAAUUGGCCCUGGAGAAUGGAAAGCACGUUAUUUGCGAGAAGCCGUUCACCCCCACUUCCCAGGAAGCCGACGAGCUGGUCGCCAUCUCCAAGAAGCACAACAAACUUUUGGCGGUUUACCAAAACCGUCGAUGGGACGCCGACUUCGUCACCCUCUCGAAGCUGGUGAAGAACGGAUCGCUGGGCCGCUUGGUGGAGUUCGAGACGCACUUCGACCGUCAUCGCCCGCAGGAGCCUUCGUCGGACGCGCACAAGUGGAAGAACAAGGUCAUCCCCGGAGGAAGCGCCAUCUAUGAUUUGGGAACCCACCUGCUGGACCAGGCCGUGCACCUUCUGGGAUUGCCGGACCGAAUCACCGGCUUCAUCGGCUCGCAGAGAGAGGUCAACACCUCGGGAUUCGAAGACUCGUUCACCGUCUUGCUGCAUUACAAGUCCGGCCUUCUCGUCACGGCCAAGGCGGGUGUCGUCAGCCCCGAGGAGGAGCAGCUGCGAUUCUGGGUUCGAGGAGAGAAGGGUAGCUUCAAGAAGUUCCAUCUCGAUAUCCAGGAGGAUCAACUCAAGGAGGGAGUGAAGCCCGGAGACAGCGGCUACGGUCGCGAGCCCAGUGAAAGAUACGGCGCCCUGACGACCAUCCAAAACGGCAAGCCCGUCAAGGAGGUCACUCCCACGGUGGAGCCCCCUACCUACACCGAAUACUUCAGGAAGUUCGCUCGGGCUCUCGCUGGCGAGGGUGACCUCCCCGCCAGCGGUGCGGAAGCCCGCGACGUGAUCCGGUUGAUCGAGCUGGCGAAGGAGAGCUCCAAGACCGGUCGGACUUUGGACGUUUAG
Molecule: messenger RNA, 1083 nt
Organism: Aspergillus steynii IBT 23096
Lineage: Eukaryota; Fungi; Ascomycota; Eurotiomycetes; Eurotiales; Aspergillaceae
Product: putative NAD binding Rossmann fold oxidoreductase
Exons: 5
Coding region: 1-1083 (360 amino acids)
Molecular function (GO): nucleotide binding
Source: RefSeq, a predicted model, not a curated record